AUGAAUAUAGGAGCGUCUGAACCGGUCGCUGGGUUUCCUGUCGAGAAUCCGACAACGUCCUACUGGCAAACCCCGCCUCUCCCUAUUUCAGACCACCGCACCACGCCUCACCUGCCCCAAACGACGGAAUACUGCAUUGUCGGCUCCGGCAUCACCGGCGCCAGCAUUGCGUACAAAAUCUUGAACGCCAACCCCUCGGCUCAGAUCCUCAUGCUUGAAGGGCGCACCGCCUGUUCCGGUGCCACUGGACGAAACGGUGGGCACUGCCGGGCGGGGCGGUACCUGUCCUUCGCCGACAAUUUGGCGAAAUGGGGGGCGGAGGAGGCCCUGAAGCUAGAGGCCCUAGAGAGAGCAACUGUGCGGAAUGUUGCCCAGCUCGUGCGGGACUUGGACAUCCAGUGUGACCUAGUGGCGAGCGAGACGGCGGACGUGUUUAUGGAUCCCGCUCAGUGGAAUGCUGCUUUGGCGAGUAUGAAGGCCCGCGAAAAAAUCUUGGGGGAGACCUCCACUUCGGCAUCGAUGCCAAAGGAAAACCCAGACAGUCCCGUACGACACGAGUACAAGAUCUGGCAGGCGGAGGAGGCACGCGAGAAACUCCUGUUUCCUAAGGCGCUCGGCGCGAUCGCCUUCCAUGCGUAUACGCUUAGCCCAUAUAAGCUCGUAUGCUCGUUGCUGGAAAAUGUAGUACAGCAGGGCAUGAAUUUGCAGACCCACACGUUAGUGACCUCCAUCGACGCCUUGCCAGCUUCCGCACCUGCCUCGCAGCGACGGUGGGCAAUUCGCACGCCACGUGGUGAUGUUCGGGCGAACCAUGUCAUCCUAGCUACGAACGCUUACACAGGAGCGCUCUAUUCACCCUUGGACUCGUUCAUCAUUCCGACGCGGGGUCAGAUUGCGGUUGUGCGGCCUGGCAGCAAGAUAUCUGGCUCGCCGGUGCUGAGACGGAGUUGCGGAAUGGCAGAUGUUGCUGCGAGUCCGUAUUACCAUUCUCGUGCACCCGGACUAAGCGGUGAGGGCGAUAUCAUCAUGGGAGGCGGCCGCACCGUCGCACCUGGCCGUGAGCAACCCGUCUUUGACGACUCGACCAUCCACCCACUCGUCUCGAAAUACUUAACUACUCAGCUGGCAUUCUAUUUCGGAGCCGAUACAUGGGGCAGUAACCCGGUCGAUCCUGUCGUGCAAGAGUGGACGGGUAUCAUGGGCUAUACGCGCGAUAGCGAGCCGAUUGUUGGACAAGCACCGGGAAGAGAAGGGUUAUGGAUUUGCGCCGGAUUUCAUGGACAUGGUAUGGCGUUGGCGUUUCAGUGUGCGGAAGCUACGGUGCAGAUGAUGAUGGGUCACAGUGAUGAGGUUGAAAAGUGGCUGCCUCAGUCGUACAAACUGGGACGGGUGCUAGGAAUGGGAUUUAAGUAG
Molecule: messenger RNA, 1413 nt
Organism: Penicillium lagena
Lineage: Eukaryota; Fungi; Ascomycota; Eurotiomycetes; Eurotiales; Aspergillaceae
Product: NAD(P)/FAD-dependent oxidoreductase
Exons: 3
Coding region: 1-1413 (470 amino acids)
Cellular component (GO): cytoplasm
Molecular function (GO): oxidoreductase activity
Source: RefSeq, a predicted model, not a curated record